AUAGCACCUACCGAGGAUACACCUACGGAGGAUACACCGACAGUAGUGGCUGCUGACUCCCACCUACCUCCGACAUGUCUCUUGAUGCUUCCAUGUUAGACCGCAGCGACAGUGUCGAGUACUUCUGGGGUGGAGAACUAACUCGGGAUAAGCCUGAGCUCAUAUGGGACAUGAAAGGCGACAUAAGCGAAGAUGAAGACGACGACGAUUUUGCUAUUCAUACACUCUUCUUGAAAGUGGUGACACUGGGCAAGGCAGCUGUUAGUAAGGAAGAGAACAUUGUACAGGUGGAGGCGGUCAACUACAACAACAUCACGGUCAAGCAACCACUGGUCAACAUGGUUGCUGGCGUCAACAACACGGUUGCCCUUGACAUGAGUUUCUCUGGCAAGUUCAAAACAGUGUUCCGACUGACUGAAGGGUCAGGCCCAGUCUACUUGUCAGGUCACCAUUUAGUGGAGGUACCAAAGGAAGACUUCUCUCAAGAUGACUCCUUCAACGGUGACGAGGUAACGGAGAUUUCCGAAGAACACGAUGAUGACGACGAUGAAGAAGGCGUGUCGAAAUUGAAGAGCAAAUCCAAAAAGAGACGAGGCAGCGGCAGCAGCAGCCCCCACACCAAAGUUUCAAAACCUAAGCAGAAAAGCAAGAUGGAGCCCAAGGAUUCAGACAGUGAAGAGGACGAGGACAGCGAGGAUUCUGAGUGGGAUGACCAUUUCGAUCUGUCCUCGGCGAGGAAGAAGAAAGGAAAGGCGGGACAGUCAAAGAAAGAGAAAGGAUCCGCAACAACUUCGAAGGCAGGCAAGAAAGCCAAGAAGCCACCAGCCAAGAAGUAGACCUUCAAUAUUGAUAUCGAGUGCGCAGGACAUUAACCUCUGUUGACAAUAUCAUCGAUGUAAACGAUAUUUAUAGUGACAAGAUCACUGACUCAUAUUUGGUUUUUUCUCUACUGUCUCAAUUUCUUUUCACUUUGCUUUUGAAUAAAAAUAUU
This is a messenger RNA of Pomacea canaliculata, 991 nucleotides long. RefSeq names its product mitotic apparatus protein p62-like. The coding region runs from base 75 to 836 and encodes 253 amino acids. Gene Ontology annotation, molecular function: RNA binding; histone binding; chromatin binding. Gene Ontology annotation, biological process: chromatin remodeling. Gene Ontology annotation, cellular component: nucleolus; cytoplasm; nucleoplasm. The record is from RefSeq and is a predicted model, not a curated record. The transcript is spliced from 10 exons. Lineage: Eukaryota; Metazoa; Mollusca; Gastropoda; Architaenioglossa; Ampullariidae.